GGUAUCAAACGGCUGAAAAGAAAUAUGCCAGCCUGCUUGGCUCCUUGGAGGGCUUCUCCGUGUGUCUUUAGAUCCUCCAAAUCAGAACUCAUGCCAAAUCUAGCCAGUGAUGGAGUUGUCUGUGCUCCGCUUCAAACAUUCACCGAAGAGGAAUCGAUGCUGAAAAAUAUGGUGACAAAAUUUGCUCAGGAACGAGUUGCACCUUUGGUGCAAAAAAUGGAUGAGAAUUCGAAAAUGGAAGACUCUGUAAUACAGGGAUUGUUUGAACAAGGGCUGAUGAGUAUCGAGCUUGGGGAAGAAUAUGGAGGAACUGGAGCUUCGUUUUUUUCAACCAUAUUGGUGGUAGAAGAAUUGGCCAAAGUUGAUCCAGCUGUGUCUCUUCUGUGCGAACUCCAAAACACACUAACAAAUAAGUUGUUUACCAUCUAUGGAACAGAAGAACAAAAGAGAACUUACUUGCCCAGAGUGGCUAAAGAUACAAUAGGCAGCUUCUGUCUUUCGGAGGCUGGAUCCGGCAGUGAUGCUUUUUCCUUGAAGACUCGGGCUGAAAAGAAAGGAGACUACUAUAUUAUCAAUGGCUCAAAGAUGUGGAUCAGUUUAGCGGAACACGCAGGAGUUUUCUUUGUGAUGGCAAAUACAGAUCCGUCCUUGGGAUACAGGGGAAUUACAUGCUUCGUAGUAGAUCGCAACACAGAGGGACUACAUGUAGGGAAGAAGGAGGACAAGCUUGGAAUCAGAGCAUCUUCUACCUGCCCAGUAACAUUUGAAAAUGUUAAGGUUCCUGAGACCAGUAUCCUGGGACAGGUUGGACAAGGCUAUAAGUAUGCCAUCGGACUGCUCAAUACCGGCAGGAUAGGUAUUGCUGCACAGAUGUUAGGACUGGCACAAGGGUGUUUUGACCAUACGAUUCCCUAUACAAAGGAGAGAGUCCAGUUUGGGAAAAGCGUAUUCGAUUUCCAGGGGAUGCAACAUCAGAUAGCUCAGGUGGCCACGCAGCUGGAGGCAGCGAGGUUGCUGACCUACAACGCAGCCCGUCUUGCGGAAACGGGAAGGCCGUUCAUAAAGGAGGCCAGCAUGGCCAAAUACUAUGCUGCUGAGGUUGCAACGCUGACAACUAGUAAAUGUAUCGAAUGGAUGGGUGGCGUUGGAUUCACAAAAAAUUAUCCGAUAGAAAAGUAUUAUCGUGACUGCAAGAUAGGUACAAUAUAUGAGGGAACUUCAAAUAUCCAGUUGAGCACCAUUGCAAAAAGCUUGGCACAGGAGUACUGAAACCAUAAGGACUUCUGACUGUUCAUGGAAAUAAUUUCACUGAA
Molecule: messenger RNA, 1313 nt
Organism: Eurypyga helias (sunbittern)
Lineage: Eukaryota; Metazoa; Chordata; Aves; Eurypygiformes; Eurypygidae
Gene: ACADSB
Product: acyl-CoA dehydrogenase, short/branched chain
Exons: 11
Coding region: 25-1269 (414 amino acids)
Cellular component (GO): mitochondrion
Molecular function (GO): flavin adenine dinucleotide binding; acyl-CoA dehydrogenase activity
Source: RefSeq, a predicted model, not a curated record